Lingula anatina is the source of this 2346-nucleotide messenger RNA. RefSeq lists its product as uncharacterized. NCBI's taxonomy places the organism in Eukaryota, Metazoa, Brachiopoda, Lingulata, Lingulida, Lingulidae. The record is from RefSeq and is a predicted model, not a curated record.
UAUUAUAUAAAACCACUUCAAUACCCAGGUAUAGAAUGUCAAAGGAGAGAAAAGCCCCGUGACGGCAGGCAGUUUACUGGGUCAAAGCGCCUUACAGAGAGACAGCCAUGUUCUGCCGGACAGAGAGAGAGCAGUUUGGGCUGGGUUCUCUGUGACAUCGGUGUCACGUCAGGGCUGAGUGGAACACAGAAAACCACGAUCACAGCUCACCGUCCAUGAACUGUAUCCACAGCUGUCAUGCUAUCAGUGAGAAGCUAGGAUACUUGGUUGACGUCUUGUCUGUCUUAUGAAAGUGCAAGCCGCAUUACAUGAAUGUCAACAGAAACCGUGCGACCGACGUUCACGCAAAAUAACAAACAGAAUUCAUGUUCCUAAUGAGCGUUUGCUAUGGAGAUGCGACGACUGCAGCUACUGCAUUGACGUGAUCGGUGGAAAAAUUCAGAUUUUGAAGAAAAAGACGAAUACGUAAGAUUCACAAGUGUUCUUGAGACAGGAAUUAAAAACGAGAGAACAGUAUUGUGUUAUAAAACGUUUAUAAUUUAUUACUUAAACGUGUUGUGAAAUAGCAGCCAAAACAAUAACCAUGCUGACUCCGCGUCGACGACUGAAAUCCAACCACUUACGAUGGGCCAUAACCCUCACCGUUAUCAUCGGGAUUUUCGGUCCUUUUUACUUAAUUUUCAAGCAAGACGAUGUGGGAUCAGUCAGUUUCUCCGAGAACCACAUGCAGAGCUAUUCCAAUGUCGGACGAUCUUUACAAGACGUUCACAAACAACCGCAAAAAACACGGACCCAGGAACCAGCGAAGGGGAAGAAAAAGCAUCGAAUUCUUGCACCGGAUAAGUUUAUUCGCCCUUACACUGCAAUCGGUGGGAUAUUCAACAGUAGCGGAAAAAUCGCCGAAGUGGCAGUAACCCUAACUACCUCACUCGUUUACUCAUUUUCCCCUUUCGUUGAGAAUAAGGUGAAGAAAAUAUUUCCGGAUCCAGUCCACCAGAACGUCUUCUACGCCAAUAGUCCUGCCAUUACUUGGCAUAACGACCAGCUGGUGACCGUGUUGCGCAUUUGGCUAGAAGAGGAAAGAUAUGAGAAAAGGGAGAAACCGUACAACUUCUUCGCAGAUAAUUACUUCUACACGCAAAACUUCGAUGGAAAUUUCAAGCCCCUCACGAACGGUUCUCUCCUGGGGAUACCCACAACCAAGGCUUUUGGGUUUGGCGAUGGUCCCAUAGAGCCGAGGAUGUUUAAGGUGUAUGAAAAAGACGGCAAGGAGCGCUUGUUCGUGACUUUCAAUACAGCCGUGUACUUUAAAGACAGAACUGUGAUAGAUUACACUAUGUUUUGGGACUUCGACAACAGUGAAAUUAUUAUACCACGUAUCACAAACGGCGGAGUCCAACCGACCAAAUAUGGCAUGCCGCGUGACAAACACUGGGCAGCCUUCAACUUGCACGGACAGCUGCACUUCGUCCACAAUCUCGACCCUCUGCGGAUCCUUCGCUGUACCAUUAAAGGGGUGUGCUCUUUUAUUCACAAAGACGACUCAGGGAAGAACAUCAAGUUCAAAGACAAUAAAUCUCACCUAAGGGGUGGCACCCCUUUUGAACAUUAUAGCGGGAAAUAUUACGUGGGCGUGGCCCACGGGACGUUUUUCAAAGCGCCGAGCUGGAAGCGCUUCUACACAACUCAUCUGGUAGUGCUCCACGUGGAGCCAUUCAGAAUCGUGUACGUCAGCAAUGACAUCUUAGUCCAUCACAACAUUCUCUUCAGUGUGCCCAUUGUUCGAGCAAGGUACAUCCAAGACCCGUUCCUCUUCCCUGUGGGUAUUAUUUUAGAGGAUCCCGACACGCUGUAUCUAGGUGUCCACAUAAGUGACUAUAGUAGCGUGUUGUUGCGCAUGCGCGGGUUGAAGAAUUUAAUGACCAAGGUCAUAGAAGCUGAUAAAAAUGCUCAGUCCACGCGAGGUCCAGUACCAUGGACGCUUCAGAACUUCGUAUGGAAAGUGACCUCUUCAGAAAAACACAAACAAUUUGCCACCUAAACGUGAAGUCCAUUUCAUUUCAAGGUUCUGUAUACCGUUUGUUCGGUAAAAUUAUUUUUGGUUAGUAAGAUAUAUUUUUUAUAGAUUUCUGAAAAGCGAAAAGUUCAUGUACGCGAAAAGUUCAUUCAGAUGUAUCAUAAUGUGAAGCAUAUGCGACUUGGAUCAAUCGAAAUCGGUAACUGAAUUACUUUUAUUAGCUAAAGUAAUGUCAACCCGGGUAUUGGGAUGAGGAUAUGUUUUUAAAUCUCCUCUUAUUACCUCCGCCAAGGAGGUUAUGUUUUCACCCCUGUUUGUCUCUUUCUGUC